AUGGAACAAAGAAAACAACGCUUGGGUCGAGGACAUCUGUCUGGCUUCGUCACUAUUGUGCUCUUGUGGAGUGUGGCUUCAGCGCAACUGAGAUAUUCGAUCCCCGAAGAAAGUAACGAAGGGACUGUGGUUGGAAACGUCGCAAAAGACUUAGGAUUGGAUAAAAGUACGCUGAAGUCCAGAAAAUAUCGGAUUGUUUCAGGCGGCGCGGAGUCUCUAUUCCACGUAAAUCAAAACAACGGUUUUCUGUAUGUGAGCCGAAAAGUUGACAGAGAAGAGGUGUGCGCGCAGACCAGUGCGUGUGUGAUCAAUCUAAAAACUGUUCUAGAAAAUCCGCUGGAGGUACACUACGUCGGAAUUGAGGUAUUGGAUAUAAAUGACCAUUCGCCCAGUUUCCCAGAGGAAGAGAAACGUUUGGAAAUUUCUGAGUCGGUAUUGCCAGGGGCGCGAUUUCAGCUGAAACCUUCACGGGAUGAAGACAGUGGUCAUUUCUCUGUGCAGCAGUAUAAACUGAGCCAGAACGAUCAUUUUCGUUUGGAAGUAAGAGACAAGGGAGAAGAUGGUAAAAUACCGAUCCUAGUUUUACAAAAAACUUUGGACAGAGAGGCAGUACAGAAGCAUUCCUUGGUGCUGACCGCAAUAGAUGGAGGAAAACCACCCAAAACGGGGAGCAUGAAUAUUGCUGUCAUUGUUUUAGAUGUUAAUGACAACACACCUAUUUUUUCAAAGGAUGCUUAUUCAGUCAUGAUCUCUGAAAAUGCUCCAGUUGGUACAACAGUAAUUCAAGUAAAUGCAACUGAUUUGGAUGAUGGUCAGAAUGGAGAUGUAUUUUACUCUUUUGGAAAUAGUGUCAGUAACAAGUUACUCUCAAUUUUUGAUAUCAACCCAAUAACAGGCGAUGUGAUUGUGAAGGGUUUAAUAGACUAUGAGCAAAGGGACAAGUACGAAAUUGAGAUUCAGGCAUCAGAUAAAGGCCUUGCUCCACUAACAUCUGAAAAAAGUGUGAUUAUUAAGAUAGUUGACGUGAAUGAUAAUGCACCUGAGAUUGAAGUUACUUCUUUUUCUAGCUCAAUUCCUGAAGAUUCCAGACCUGGAACUACAGUUGCUUUGAUCAGUGUGAAUGACUUGGAUUCUGGACUCAAUGGAAAAGUUGUUUGCUCCAUAAGUGAAGCUGUUCCUUUUGCUUUAACACCAUCAUUGCAAAAUAAUAUGUAUUCAUUAGUAACCAAGUCUCCACUGGAUAGAGAGAAACAGGCAUAUUAUGAGUUGACUAUAGCUGCACAAGAUGCUGGUCAACCUCCAUUAUCCUCUGUGAAGACCAUAAGUGUUGUGGUUUCAGAUGUUAAUGACAACAGUCCAGAGUUUUCUCUGACCCCUUAUACCUUUUAUGUCACUGAAGGUAAUGAACCAGGUGUUUCUGUGUUUUCAGUUGAAGCUUCUGAUUGUGAUGAGAGUGAUAAUGCACACAUAUCCUAUAUUUUACGAAGUGGCAGUGAAGACAAUAAAUUCACUUCAUUCCUGAACAUAAACUCUGAAACAGGAAGUAUUGUGGCACUGAAAAGUUUUGACUUUGAAACACUGAAAACGUUCCAGUUUCAAGUUGUAGCCACAGAUUCUGGAACUCCGCCACUCAGCAACAACGUGACAGUCAACGUGUUCAUUCUGGAUCAGAACGACAACGCUCCAGUCAUCCUCUAUCCACUCAGCUCCAACGGCUCUGCUGAAGGUGUGGAGGAAAUUCCCCGCAACGUCAACGCAGGACACCUGGUGACUAAAGUCAGAGCCUAUGACGCUGAUAUAGGAUAUAACGGCUGGCUGCUGUUCUCACUGCAGGAAGUCACUGACCACAGUCUCUUUGGUUUGGACCGCUACACAGGACAGAUCAGGACACUUCGUUCAUUCACAGAGACAGACGAGGCUGAACAUAAGCUGGUCAUCCUGGUCAAAGACAAUGGGAAUGUUUCACUGUCAGCAACAGCCACUGUGAUUGUCAAACUUGUGGAGCCUAAAGAGGCCUUUGCAGCCUCAGAUGUCAAAAGUGCAGCAAAAGAUGAAGAUGAUAACAACUUGACUUUUUACCUGAUGAUAACUUUGGGCUCAGUUUCUGUGCUUUUCAUCUUCAGCAUCAUCGUUCUGAUUGCAAUGCAGUGCUCCAAAUCUACAGACUAUACAUCUAAAUAUUUACAAGAGACUAAUUAUGAUGGAACACUGUGCCAUAGCAUUCAAUACAGAUCUGGAGAUAAACGAUACAUGUUGGUUGGACCCAGAAUGAGUAUCGGAUCUACUAUUGUCCCUGGAAGUCAUGCAAAUACUUUGGUACUACCUGACAGAAGGAGAAUAUCUGAUGAGGUAAGGGCUUCUCUAAAAAUGUGUGCCUAUUUUCAUCUUUUUUCUCCUUUGUAUUCAAAUUAA
Molecule: messenger RNA, 2412 nt
Organism: Salarias fasciatus (jewelled blenny)
Lineage: Eukaryota; Metazoa; Chordata; Actinopteri; Blenniiformes; Blenniidae
Product: protocadherin alpha-8-like
Exons: 1
Coding region: 1-2412 (803 amino acids)
Biological process (GO): homophilic cell-cell adhesion
Cellular component (GO): plasma membrane
Molecular function (GO): calcium ion binding
Source: RefSeq, a predicted model, not a curated record